Messenger RNA from Cricetulus griseus (Chinese hamster), 4637 nucleotides. The record is from RefSeq and is a predicted model, not a curated record. Lineage: Eukaryota; Metazoa; Chordata; Mammalia; Rodentia; Cricetidae.
AGAGAAUGGUGACUGUUGGGACACUGAGAGAAAAACCUAUCCAGACAUGUUCACCUGAUGAGAAAGUCAGGAAUAAGAGCCUCAGCAGGGAAAGGGAGACAUGAGGACCCAUGAAGGACAAGAGGCUAACAGGGAACACGGAUGGAAAAACAGAUGUGAAGUCCCUCAUGGCAAAGUUCAACACAGGGACUAACCCGACAGAGGAGGUCUCCGUCAACAGCAGGCCCUUCAAAGUUGCAGGACAAAAUGCGCCUUCGGGAAUACAAGCAAGAAAGAAUUUAUUUGACAACCAAGGAAAUGCCAGUCCUCCCGCAGGACCCAGCAACACGCCUAAAUUUGGGACCUCAAAACCACCCUUGGCAGCGAAACCUACCUAUGAGGAUAAGUCUGACAAGGAUCCCAAACCUCCGUUUUUAAAACCUAGUGGAGUGAACCAAAGAUUUGGAACACAGCCAACUUCGGUUUCUAGAGACCCUGAGGUCAAAGCGGGGUUUCUGAAACCUGUAAGCCCCAAACCCACCAACUUGACUAAAGAAGAUCCCAAACCGGCGUUUUUACGGCCUUCUGGGAACAAGCUGCACAAUUUGAACCAAGAGUCUGACUUAAAGACUCCAGGACCAAAGCCAGGGCCUACUCCCCCAAUCCCCGAAAACGAUCUAAAGCCAGGGUUCUCAAAGGUGGCUGGAGCUAAGAGCAAGUUCAUGCCAGCCACACAAGAUGCUGACUCCAAACCCCGAUUUCCCAGACACACUUUUGGCCAGAAGCCAUCCCUGAGUACAGAGGACUCCCAAGAAGAAGAGAGUACCUCUAAGAAUGUGGCUGUCCAGAAAGGAUCCCCAGUGCCACUAGGGGCUAAGGGCAAGGGUGGCCCUUUCAAACCAGGUAGGGAAGACACAGAGGAUAAAGACAAUGGACCGUCAAGUUCGCCCUUUGCUGGAGUGGUUCUGAAACCUGCUGCAAGCAGAGGGAGCCCAGGGCUCGCCAGGAACUUGGAAGAAAAAAAAGAAGAGCGGAAAACAGAUGUUACAAAGAACAUCUUUCUGAGUAAAAUCAAUCAGGAAGAGCCAGCCAGAUUCCCCAAGGCCCCUUCCAAGGUGACAGCGGGGACACCAUGGGGCCAAAGUCAGGAGAGGGACAAAGGAGACAAGAAUUCAGCAACUCCCAAGCAGAAGCCUCUGCCUCCCUUGUCUGUCUUGGGUCUGCCUCCACCCAAGCCCAGCAGACCACCCAACGUUGACCUGACCAGAUUCCGAAAAGCUGACACAGCCAACAGUACCAGCAAAAGCCAGACGCCUUACUCAACAACUUCCCUACCACCACCUCCAGCAACCCAUCCAGGCAGCCUGCCACCACCUCCAAUGUCCCAUCCAGCCAUCCAGCCACCACUACCAGCGUCUCACCCAACACAACCUCCAGUGCCAAGCCUACCCCCCAGAAACAUUAAGCCUCCCCUUGAUCUGAAAAAUACUAUAAAUGAAGAAAAUCAAGAUGGCAUCAUGCACUCUGAUGGUCCUGGAAUUCUAGAAGAGGAACAAGAGAGUGAAGGAGAAACAUACGAAGACAUAGAAUCAUCCAGAGAACGAGACAAGAAACGGGAAAAGGAGGAAAAGAAGAGGUUAGAGCUAGAACGGAAGGAACAGAAAGAAAAAGAGAAGAAAGAACAAGAACUAAGGAAGAAAUUUAAGCUAACAGGCCCCAUUCAAGUUAUCCAUCAUGCAAAAGCAUGUUGUGAUGUCAAAGGAGGGAAGAAUGAACUGAGCUUCAAGCAAGGGGAAGACAUUGAAAUAAUCCGAAUCACCGACAACCCAGAAGGAAAAUGGCUGGGCAGAACUGCCAGGGGGUCAUAUGGUUACAUUAAAACAACUGCUGUCGAGAUUGACUAUGAUUCUCUGAAACGGAAGCAGAACACUCUCAAUGCUGUUCCAUCGAAACUUGUUGAAGAUGACCAAGAAGUCUAUGAUGAUGUGGCUGAGCAGGAUGCUCCUAACAGCCAUGGUCAGAGUGGAAGCGGAGGUAUGUUCCCACCACCACCAGAUGAUGACAUUUAUGAUGGGAUAGAAGAGGAAGAUGCUGGUGAUGGAUCCAUGCUGCAGGUUGAAGAGAAGACCAGCACGUGGUCCUGGGGGAUUUUGAAGAUGUUAAAGGGAAAAGAUGACAGAAAGAAAAGUAUUCGAGAGAAACCUAAAGUCUCUGAUUCAGACAGUAAUGAAGGUUUAUCUUUCCCUUCUCCUCCCAAAGAACUGGAUGCAGGAGAAGAGGUUUAUGAUGACGUGGAUGCCUCAGACUUCCCUGCUCCACCUGCAGAGAUGAGUCAAGGAAUUAAUAUUGGAAAGGCAAAAACAGAAGAAAAAGAUCCUAAGAAGCUAAAAAAGCAGGAAAAAGAAGAAAAAGAGCUCAGGAAAAAAUUUAAGUAUGAUGGUGAAAUUCGAGUUCUCUAUUCAACGAAAGUUGCUUCCUCCAUAACUUCUAAAAAGUGGGGAGCUAGAGAUCUGCAGAUAAAACCCGGGGAAUCUCUUGAAGUUAUUCAAAACACAGAUGACACCAAAGUUCUCUGCAGGAAUGAGGAAGGCAAAUAUGGUUAUGUCCUUCGGAGUUACCUGGUGGACAAUGAUGGAGAAAUCUAUGAUGACAUUGCAGAUGGUUGCAUCUACGACAAUGACUAGCACUCAGGCUGUCCAUUCUACUGUGUCUGUUAGUAGACAACAUGAAUUUUAAUUGGAAUGAUCUUGGGUAUCAUAGAAAAAAAAUGAAUGUACAAAAUGAAAUUUCAAUCUUUUUAUAAAAUUUUCAAAUUUUAAAUUUGGAAAAUGAACUCUGUUUAAUAUGUCAAAAGAUUAACAGUGAGAUAUAAGAAUUUAUCUCCUUUUUUCUCUUCUCUUUUCUUUUGAGCAGGGGGUUCUUUGUAGUUCUGGCCAUCUUCCUGCCUCAGCCUCCCAAGUGCUAUGAAAACAGACAUGAAGCACCACAUCUGGCUUAAGGAUCCUAUUUUACUUUAGUUAUGCUUAUGAAGAUACUUUGUUUUAAGACCACCAUUAGGGAAUCUCCCCUAUCAUACCCCUUUUUAAAGAAAUAAAGAAAAACAAAGACGUCUUAGAGGAAGAAGAAAGAAGAAUAUAAAGAAGUAGUUUUUAUUUUUAAUUCCACAAGAAGACAACCUAUUGCUCAUGCUAGCAUUACAUCACCUGUUCAAAUUACCUACCCAGAAAAGGCAGAGCUAGCUCCUCUAGUUUCUGAAAGACAAUGUAGCAGCAGAACAUUUGUAUUGAAUUUUCCCCCCUGAACACUGUGAACUCAUAUGUUAAUUAUCCAAUAAACAUGCUUUGUCUUUUGUAUGCACAUUUAAGAUCAACCUGUACAAGAGUCUAAAGCAAGUCUUAUUUUGUGGAUCCAUACACACAUGGUUGAAUUCUCUACUCUGUUUAGAUGCCAUUGUUAACUAGAGAAAUGGAGGGGGAGCACAUGACAAUUGUGAAUGCUGGAAGAAAGAACCUUGAAACUCAUGCUCCUUUUACAGUGACUCCUUACUGUGAAGUCUCUUUUAAAGGUUUUUGUGUUUUGCUAUCAAUUGCCUCUGCAGAACCUAGUGAUGUUUAUAACCACUUUGCUAGAAAGUUGUUCAGUCGAAGGAACACAAGGCAGUAAGUCCCAGUGGUUGGCUUAGGAUGCUCCCCAUUGAGACAUACUCCUCACCACCUCCUCCAGACUGUAAAGCACUGGCUUUUGAAUGCUGAGAACACUAAGCACCACGAACCAAAACACAAUGCCUCAACAUCCAAACAGAUAACAGAUUGGAAGAUGUGUUUUGAAAUUAGUAAAUCCUCCUGCUGGUUUUCUUAUUGACCGUGAUGCAACCUUGGCAAUUUUCAUUACCCUCCCAGUGUCCUUAGAGGAUAGGAUUCAAUUAAGUUUACCCCAACAUUUUCCACUACCCAUUAAUUAAAGCUUUUAUGGUUCCCCCAUCUCAGAUGCACACUUCAGAAUUUUUUUUCUUUUCCAAGGACAUGAACAGCAACCGAGGAACAACAGUCAAGGUUGUCCUCUGGACUCCAUGUGUAUAUGCCCUCACACACAUAGGAACAUAAACACACAUGAAAACCUAUAAAGUAGCUCAAAGCCUUCAAAAGGUUAGAACUGGGGCUUCUAGUAAGUGUUUUGAAAUUUUAAAAAUGUCAGUGUCGUCUAUAGCUCAACUUAGAGGGCACGGGACUCUGAGUCUCCUGGGUUGGAAAUUAUAGCCUUUGAUUAGAAGUACUUUGGUGGCAUUAAUAUCCUUGUGUUCAACUUCUUUUGUCACUAGAUACAAAUUACAUGGCUCAAAAGUGGCUGUAUGUUAACUUUGGAAUCAAAUAUAGAUUAUAUGCUGACUAUAUUUCCAGUAAUUUUCCGUGAUUAAGAAUAACACAAAUUCAAUACAAAUGUUAGGUUUUAAAGAAUCCCAAAUUAGAUCGAGAGACUAUUUCAGCUUUGAUUUAUAUUCAAAGAAAUGGACAGAUACCUAUGAGAGAUUUAUGCAAUAAUUAUUUAAUGUGUAUUUGAAGUGUUAAUUUUAAUAUACUAAAUGUGAUUUUGUUGUAGAUUGUGUGUGAGAUUUUGUCAUGUGGGAAGAACUGCCAAUAAAAUGCCUUUUCAGCAAGUGA